AUGUUUGGCGCUCCGUUGGCGCGUCUAGUGAAGGAGGGAUGUGCUUAUAUGACACAGAGCACGAUACAUUUGUCACCCUCAUUUUGUGGUGCCAAUAAAUUGAGGGGAGCAUGCUUUUAUUCGAAAUCGUUAAGAGGUCAUAAAGGGAAGAAGCGUAACAUGCAUGGAAAGAAGCGGGAAGAACUGUUUAGAAAUGGAACUACUCGAGAUAAAGAAGCUGCACAAGUCAUCAUAGGUAAAGCUAGGAGGAUGAAUGGACAGGGACUUGUAAAAGUUAUCAAAGACGGAGAAGACAAAGGAGUGGUGAGCGUAUUUGAAUGCUGUAAAGAACUUGAUCUUGACAAGGAAGGGAUGAUGAUAGUUUCGAAACUUAGAAAACAGUUGGGAGGAUCUCAAGAAGAAUUGGUACCGGUUAUUCGAAUAGUGGGGCAGCAGCAAGCACGAAAGGCCUACUCAGACUAUUUGAGCGAACAGGUGACGAGAAGAUUGAAAGUAAGUAAUCCAGGACUCAUUCGAAAGCAGGAGAGAGGAAAGAACAACAACGAAGAGAAUGGAAUUGCGGGGGAAAGUGGAGAUUAUAAGGUUGUUCGUGUGUCUUGGCAGAUUACUAGUAAUGAUCUUCAAGGACAGAAGAGACAUGAAAUAGAGAGUCAAAUUAAGAAGGGAGAGAAUGUGAGGAUCGUAUUUGACGACAAGAAUAAUUUUGAUAGGACUCAUGGAAGAAGGAGAGGAAAUGAAGAAGAAUUGAAUGAGAUGGAGACGACUAAAAGGGGGAAGGUGGUAAAGUUUGUGGAAAAACUGAUAGAAGAAGAACUUGAAACCAGUUAUGAAGAAGAAGGAACAGUUCAAGAUAAGCUCAUAUUUAAAGUGAAACCUCUGCAAAUGCAUAGCCUUUCGAAGGAAGAGAAGAAAAGGAUGAAGGAUACAAAGAAGACUGAAAGACAAGAAAAGUUAAGGAUCAAGACGGAAAGAAAGAGAGAAAGAGAGAUGGAACAGCUGAAGAUACUCAGUGUUGACUAG
Molecule: messenger RNA, 1020 nt
Organism: Brettanomyces nanus
Lineage: Eukaryota; Fungi; Ascomycota; Pichiomycetes; Pichiales; Pichiaceae
Exons: 1
Coding region: 1-1020 (339 amino acids)
Source: RefSeq, a predicted model, not a curated record